AUGCCUCAAUGGCGAGUCACAGCCUUCAUCGGCGAAAACAUAAUUGUCUUUGAGACCCGGUACGAGGGACUUUGGAUGAACUGCUUCCGUCAGGCCGACAUCCGAAUGCAGUGCAAAGUGUACGACUCACUGCUGGCUCUUCCGCCCGAUCUCCAAGCAGCUAGAGGCUUGAUGUGUUGUGCCUUAGCCUUGGGCGGCCUCGGGUUGCUGAUCAGCUUGGUGGGACUCCAAUGUACCUCAUGUAUCCAAAACAACGACCGUGCCAAGCGAAUGGUCCUCAUCACAGCUGGAAGUAUGAUCAUCUGCGCUUGCAUUUGCGUUCUCAUACCAGUGUCCUGGACCGGCCACGUCAUCAUACGAGACUUCUACAACCCUUUGCUCAUCGAUGCCCAACGGAGGGAGCUCGGCGAGGCGCUGUACAUUGGUUGGGUUUCGUCAGCCUUUCUUUUCGCAGGCGGUUGCAUGUUUGCCUGUUGCAACAUUGGGUCGGAAAAGGAGGGUUCGGAGAGGUAUUUGUACUCUAGGAAUUCAGAUUACAUUGCAUACCCGCCACAGCAGUUGCAGCCUCAGCAGCUGGUUUACAUCCCACAGCCGCAGCCGCUUCAACCACGUACCCAGCCAAUGCUUUCCAGGCACCCGUCCGCGACCUACAGCCACUACAGCCUGCAGAGCCAGCCCCAGCCUUCCCGGUAUCCCUCGGUAAGGAGCGCGGUGGCCUACUUAUAG
Knipowitschia caucasica is the source of this 726-nucleotide messenger RNA. The record is from the annotation of a GenBank genome assembly. Lineage: Eukaryota; Metazoa; Chordata; Actinopteri; Gobiiformes; Gobiidae.